This is a messenger RNA of [Torrubiella] hemipterigena, 1230 nucleotides long. NCBI's taxonomy places the organism in Eukaryota, Fungi, Ascomycota, Sordariomycetes, Hypocreales, Clavicipitaceae. The record is from the annotation of a GenBank genome assembly.
AUGUCUAAACAAAUCAUCAUUAUCGGCUCCGGCUUUGCUGGACUUUACAGCGCCUUGGGCGCAAAACGUCUUAUAAACCAAACAAAUCCAUCAAACCCUCCCCAGGUGACCGUGAUUUCACCAGCACCUACAUUGGACAUCCGCCCGCGCCUCUACGAGGCAAAUGCGGCGUCCCUCACGGCGCCGCUCGGCAAGCUUUUCAAAGAAGCCGGCAUCGCCCAUGUUGCUGGGCUGGUUACGUCUAUUGAUCACGCUGGCCAAUCAGUCACUAUUGAAAAUGCCGGUGUCGUGUCGACAAUGACAUACGAUCGCCUGGUACUUGCCAUGGGGAGCCAGCUCAUCCGUCCGACGAUCCCUGGCCUCGGCGCCUUUGCGUUUGACAUUGACCAAGUUUCAACAGCCGCCAAAUUAGAGGCCCAUCUCGAAUCCCUACCAUCACAGCCACCAUCCGAUGCGCGCAACACAAUUGUUGUUGCCGGCGCCGGCUUCACGGGUCUGGAGAUCGCCACAGAACUUCCAUCGCGGCUUCGCUCCAUCUUUACAGACGGCUCCAAGUCUCGAAUCAUCCUCAUCGAUCGCAACGCCGAGCUUGGUCACCAGAUCGGUUCAAACCCGCUUCCAGAAAUCAAAAAGGUACUGGAUGAUUUGGCAAUUGAAGUUCUCCUGAGCACCACCAUAGACUCCGUUUCUGCCACCGGGCUCGAGCUUUCCGAUGGCCGCACCAUACCCGCCAGUACAGUUAUUUGGACAGCUGGCAUGGUGGCCAAUUCAUUGACUGCUCAGGUGCCCGGGGAUAAGGAUGCUAUGGGCCGAUUGAUUGUUGGAACAGACCUGCGGGCGCCCAGCUCUCCAAACGUCUUUGCAACAGGCGACACAGCACAUGUCCUCACUGAUGAUGAGGGCCAUGUUGCCCUCAUGUCAUGCCAACAUGCUCUGAUGCUUGGUCGAGCAUCUGGACACAAUGCAGCAGCUGGCCUGCUUGGCCUGCCUCUGUAUAGUUACAGCCAGCCAUCCUAUGGAACCUGCCUGUCCUUGGGGGAGGGCCGUGCUGUUGUUACUGGCGGAUGGGAUCGCCAAGUCAUAUUCACCGGGGCUCAGGCCAAGGCUGUAAAGGAAUUCAUCAACACUAAACUGAUCUACCCUCCCACUAAUUCAGAGGAGGCCUUUGUGGUAGCUGACCCUGCAUACCAGAUUCCCCCAUUGCAACCGCCACAACCUGCUGCUGUAUAA